UUUUCUAUUUACUUUUUAUUCUCAUCUUCCUCUUGGUGAAGACUCCUGCUUCGUUCUUCCGGCUUGGUUUUCCCGACUUCCGCUCCUCAACCCUCCUCAUCUUGUUGUUUCCAUCAUCUUUGUGUUGGACCGGCAUUUUCCCACAACCCCCCGCGCUCCUCCUCCUCCUCCUCGCGCUGCUGUGCUCGCGCAGAUGACAUGAAGAUGGCGGACGGCGCAUCAUCGGUCGAGAUCGUGGAGGGCUGUCGGCUCCCGGUUCUCCGUAAGAACCAGGAACACGAGGACGAAUGGCCAUUGGCUGAAAUUCUGAGUGUGAAGGAAGUGUCUUCGAGAAAGCUUUACUAUGUUCACUAUAUCGACUUCAACAAGCGCCUGGAUGAGUGGGUCACGGGGGACAGGCUGGACAUGAAGAAACUUCAAUUCCCCAAGAAAGAAGCUAAAACGCCAACCAAGAACGGUCUUCCAGGCUCCCGUCCCAGUUCUCCAGAGAGAGACGUGAGAAAGAGUCAAGAUCUCAACGCACAGUCUGCCACAGCUCCUUCCAGAGGCAAAACCCUCCCCACGCCGCUGUCGGGCCAUGCUGAACUGCAUGGGAAUCCAGAAAUAAACAACCACGACAUAAAAAAGGAAGAUGCCGAUCCGGUCGUGCAGAUCACAUCUGGAAGUGGUUUAACACACAGUGUGUCCAAAUGUUUGUCGGGUGUAUGCACUGGACUUGUCAAGCCACAUUUCAACUUCAAAUCUUUCAAGAAGAGGAAAGUAGAUCCCGUCCCCUUGGCGACUCAGGUAUCCCCGGCCACCCCCGUGCCCUCCCUGCCAAGUUCAGCUGAAGCCUCUCAGGCGUCUGUUUUUCCUGCUGUGAGGGAGACCAACACCUUCAAGUCCCGCGAAGAUCAUGAACAGAUCUCCUCGCUCACAACGAACGGCACCGCCCGACGACUCAUCCCCUCGCAGCCCGGGAGGAAGAGGAAAGCUAAUUGUGGGGGAACUGACGAGAUGAUAAAGGUUUUGCAGUACAACAACCCUCAAAGUGCCAGCGUCUUUCUACCACCACCAGAGGAUUCCCAAGACAGUUCGGACGGCAUCCCGUCCGCGCCCCGCAUGACGGGCAGUCUGGUGUCCGACCGCAGCCAUGACGACAUCGUCACCCGGAUGAAAAACAUAGAGUGCAUAGAGUUAGGACGCCACAGACUGAAGCCCUGGUACUUCUCACCGUACCCGCAGGAACUCACCACAUUGCCCAUCCUCUACCUCUGUGAAUUCUGUCUCAAGUACCUCAAAAGCCUGAAGUGUCUCCAGAGGCAUUUGACAAAAUGUAAUCUAAGACAUCCUCCAGGCAACGAGAUCUACCGCAAAGGCACCAUCUCAUUUUUUGAGAUUGACGGCAGGAAAAACAAAACGUAUUCCCAGAACCUGUGUUUACUUGCUAAGUGUUUCCUGGACCACAAAACCUUGUAUUACGACACAGACCCUUUCCUCUUCUAUGUAAUGACAGAGUAUGACUCCAAAGGCUUCCACAUAGUGGGCUACUUCUCUAAGGAAAAAGAGUCGACUGAAGAUUAUAACGUAGCCUGCAUCCUGACCUUGCCUCCCUACCAGCGGAGAGGCUACGGCAAACUGCUCAUUGAGUUCAGUUACGAGCUGUCCAAGGUAGAGGGGAAGACGGGGACGCCUGAGAAGCCUCUUUCUGAUCUCGGUCUUUUGUCCUAUCGCUCCUACUGGUCCCAGACCAUCUUGGAAAUUCUCAUGGACCUUAAACCUGACAACGGAGAAAGGCCGCAGAUCACCAUCAAUGAGAUCAGUGAGAUCACAAGUGUAAAGAAAGAAGACGUCAUUUCAACGCUCCAGUACCUCAACCUCAUCAACUAUUACAAGGGCCAGUACAUCCUGACUCUUUCAGAGGACAUUGUGGACGGGCACGAAAGAGCGAUGCAGAAGAGACACUUGCGCAUAGAUCCAAAAUGCCUUCACUUCACACCUAAGGACUGGAGCAAGAGGGGCAAGUGGUAGAGUCCCGGCCCCGGUUCACUGAACAACUCCCCUCCCCCCAAACCGCCACACGGAAGACUUGAAGCAAACAGCGGAUCAGAUAAAGGUUUUUGUUUCUCACCGAGAACCUGGAAACCUUUUUGAACCCAGGACUCCUCUUCAGAUAAGAAACAAAUGAACACGAAUUGUCACUUGAGAUGCAUCAGCUUUUAUUGUGAAUAUUCAUUAUAUAUUGUGAAUUUAAAAAGCUCUCAAACUUGGGGACAAAAGAGAGACUGGUUAACAGUGACACCGCCAAAAUAUACAACACACCUUCUACUGUGUAAAAGAUCCUGUUUAUGACCGACAGUGCGUUAAAAGUGAGAUGUGGUGUCUGUUUAAUAGUGUAAAUUAAAGCCUCAAAUGGCAAACAUACAGACCACCGGAUGGAAACAAGAUGGUUGUUUUAUAGAUAAUAAUUUGAGUUCUACAGUGAAUCGCCUCAUCUGUUGACGAGUCAACAUUAUGUAAAAAACACAUUUCUUUUCCUUAAAUUCAACAAGGAAAGGUUCUUUUGUUUGUUUUGCUUUGGCCAACACAAACAUACGUGUGACUUUGUCUACAUCCUUUUAUAUCUGCCACACAAAGAGUUUCAAAUGUUGUCGUCAAAAUUAUUAAUGUACCCCACCCCACCCCACCCCACAGUGUGGCUCUAUCCAAUAACAUCACUUAAGUUUGUCUUACAACUCAUAUUUAAGAAACCUUAGUUAAUGACACAAGUACAAGACUUGUAGCACUCCUUGAACAAUAGGACAACUAACGUCUGCAGCACUCCAAAAUGUUGUCAUCACGCUCUAGUUUGAAUAUAGAUUUUUGUACAAAGUGUGCAAAUCAUCUCAAACGCUUCUUCCUGUGCACACAAGUUUAGUUUGUAAACGGGGAGACGGUACAAGGGAACUAAUUUUCUGAUCUGUUUUCGGAGUACAAAAUUUUAAAUUCUGAUCUCAACGCACAGAUAGCAAUUUUCAGUUUAUUGUGAUUGUCCUCCAGUGCCUGAAUUUUAUUGUCUUUAAACGAACAGAGAGGUUCUUGGAGUAAUAUGGCUCACUUGUAAAAACAAAACAAAAUGUAUAUUCAAAUAAAAAGCUUGGAUGCAGACAAAAGAUUUAAACAUCUACAGUUAUAAUGUCGCAUAGGAACCAACGUGGUCAAUUCAGGUUUGUUAUCUUUCACAGUCGUAGCUCUGCUUUCAUUUCCCAUUCUUCUAAAUAGUAGGAAAUAUUUAUUCUCUUUGUUUGUGAUCAUUCAGGUGAAUCUUCCUCUUUUUUUCAGAUAAUCCCUCAUCAUCAUCUGUACAGUGUGCAAUUAGACAAAUCAAUUCCCCGAGUUAAACCUAUGUUCCCCCCCAUAACUGUACAUACUGGACCUGAUUGUAAAAAAAAAAAAAAGCUUAGAAAACAGAAGCCAUGUUGAACUGUUAGAGGAAUGUAAAUUUUGUGUACAGUUGUCUUUAGUGUCUUUUUUUACUUAAUAUAAACUAAACUGGCUGCACAAUAUCGACAGGAAAAGACGUACAAGUGGUAUCUUAUUUUCAUUUUGUGUUUUAUGUUUACAUGUCACAAAGGACGUUGGAUUUCCCCUGUUGAAAUUAUUUAGUAUAUCUUUAAGUGAACACACAGUUGAGAGUAUGAUUUGAAUGUUUGAUAUAAAAAGCUUGUUGAAUUGAUAAAAAAAAAUCUUAAAAAAA
This is a messenger RNA of Sebastes umbrosus (honeycomb rockfish), 3715 nucleotides long. RefSeq names its product histone acetyltransferase KAT5. The transcript has 16 exons. The record is from RefSeq and is a predicted model, not a curated record. Bases 199 to 2010 code for a protein of 603 amino acids. Gene Ontology annotation, biological process: regulation of DNA-templated transcription. Lineage: Eukaryota; Metazoa; Chordata; Actinopteri; Perciformes; Sebastidae. Gene Ontology annotation, molecular function: histone acetyltransferase activity.